AUGGCUGUUAACCAGACGCAUGUUCAUCCACAUUACACGUUGCCUGGUGUAAUGCAUUAUUUGCAAACAGAGUUCACCAAAAAUGAAAGAGAUAGAAUCACAUGGGAACUGGAAAGGUCGGAAAUGAAGGCAAGGAUUGCCAAGUUGGAGGGCGAGAACAGAGAUUUGAAGUACCAAUUGAACAACGUGCAGUCGAAAGCUGCUUUUGUUAAGGACGAAGGCGAAAAAAGAUCUGUGUCUGAUUCGCUGUUGAAAUCCAAGUUGGCUGUUCAAGAAAACGUCAAGGAGAUUAUCUAUUUGCUGAAGAGCCCCAAUGUGGUCAAUCAGCUGGAUUCAUUGCAUAGCAAAGACUCUGAUUCCCAUUUGCACGAUUUGGAGAGGCUGAACAUAAAUAGCUGCAAGGAGGGCAGUUUCAACACAAAUGGAAUGGACCUUUUGAAUAGUGCUCUCUCUGAUACCAAACCUAAACAGGAAAUUUCAACCGGAUCAUCCUCUACUAAAGUAGAAUCUCUGUUUGCUGUUGCCAAAAAGCAUGAAGAUAAAGGUGCAGUAUCUAAAAUUCAAUCCGAUUUGCCGAGAAUUGAUAUCAUCAGCUCUUACGGUGAUCAUAUGGCUCUUUACGAUGCAGAUACCAAAUCGUUGGAAAUCCACAAAGUGGAUGCCAGCUUGGGUUCCAAGUCUGUAAAGGGAAUGGUUAUGGAGCAAUGUGGUGAUAUUGUGAAAAUUUUCUGGGUUUCACCCUUAAAAUUUCUUGCCAUCGAUAAGAGUUUUCACUUGAAAUUAUUUUCAGUUUCUAAUGCAUCUUUGGUUUCGGAUUUGGAUCUGAUGCAAGGUUUAGACGAACCUCUUUCAUUUGGCGACGUCAUCAAUAUAGAUUUUAAGAGUAAAUUUUUAUUGAUAGCCGCUAACAGCAAACCACAUGUUCAUAUUUGGGAACUAAACAAUAUAGACGCUAUUGGCGACGUCCCAAUUGACAUAAAGGAAACAUACGUCAUAAGACAUGAUGAUGAUGAUGACGAAGACGGUGACGGAGACACUACUAAUAUUUUGGAUUGCAUAUUGGGCAUAACAGAAAAAUCUUUAAUCUUGCUGUCUUCGAAUCCAUAUCAACUGGUCAUAUACAAUUUCGAAGGUGUACUGCUACAAAAAAUUGAUUUGAAGAUUGAUGCGAUAUUAUCGUGUAAGCCGAUUGGGGAAAGGUGUCAUUUGUUUUUGAAUGAGAAAACUUCUAAACUAUUGAUCCAAUUAAACAAUGAAACAUUGUUGGUUUACUCUUUUGAUCAAAAAAAAAUCAUAUCAAAAGAAAAAUUGGCUCCAGCCUCAACAUUGCCAAUACAGAUCGACCUGAACGACAGCAUAAUCACCAUAUCCUAUGGUAAUGGAGACUUCGGAUUUAAAAAUUUAGAAAACCUGGAACCGUUGAUUGAUGAAGUUUUCAUAGCGAAUAUCAACUUGACAGAGAAAGAAGAAAAUGUAAUAUUCUCUUCAAAUCUAAUAGUGAGUUCUACUCCGGUGCUAAUUGCCAGGAAUAAAAAUAACGAAAUCCUCUUACACAAAAUAAAAAUCUAG
This is a messenger RNA of Saccharomyces eubayanus, 1569 nucleotides long. RefSeq names its product Far8p (gene FAR8). The record is from RefSeq and is a predicted model, not a curated record. The transcript has a single exon. Lineage: Eukaryota; Fungi; Ascomycota; Saccharomycetes; Saccharomycetales; Saccharomycetaceae. The coding region runs from base 1 to 1569 and encodes 522 amino acids.